AAAGCCCUUGGACGUGGAGGGCAUAUAGCGAUGGCGUCGCUGUGCGCUAGUUCAGGUUUGGGGCAGCCAUGGCCAGUGCGUCGUGGUUUGUGCAGCAUUGGAAUGCAAGGGUUUUGCCACUUCCAAGCGAAGGAUUGGAUCGUCGAGGAGGGGUUUUGUGGUGAAUUGCGCGCUUGCUUUGGACAAGAAAAGCUAUGGCGCCAUGGCUGUGCAAGGCACAGGGCGAGCCAAUAUGGAAGAUACUGUCAGCGUUUCAAUCGAUUCUACGGGAUCACAGCCUUCUUUUUUUGGUGUUUUUGACGGGCAUGGAGGAAUUGCAGUGGCAGAGUUGCUAAAGACGAGACUAUGGCCCGAGUACAAGAAAAAGCUCUCUCAAGGAGGUGGAAACUUCGCAAAGGCCACCAAAAGCGCCUACUUAGAAGUUGACGAGAUGACGCUAGCUCAACCAAAAGGACUUUUCGGAGCACUGCAAGAGCGAGGCGUUGGUGGAUCGCGCUGUGGAGCCACCGCUGCUACAGCAGUGUUGAUGCCUCCCAAAGAUGGCACGCGGGUCUUGGUUGCUGCAAAUGUUGGAGAUGCUCGAGUUGUGAUCUCAAAAGGCGGUAAAGCUCUCCAGCUUACAGUCGAUCACAAGCCAGAAGUGGAAUCGGAGAGAAAACGAAUCGAGGCCAAGAAUCCAACGCCAAAAAAGCCUCUGGUUGUAAACGUGGGAGGGACAUGGAGAAUUGGUGGCUUGCUCUCGCUUUCUCGUGCAUUUGGCGAUGCUUUUUUAAAGGACUGGUCUGAUGGGAAGCCUGAUGGUGCUGGAGGUGGCUUUGGCUUGACUGCUGAACCAGAUGUCACAAUUCAAGAAAUCUCUCCCGAUGACAAGGUAGUCAUUGUGGGAACCGAUGGCUUGUGGGAAACAAUGGCGAUUCAAGACGCUGUCGACAUUUGCUUGUCUGCCCAGGAAAAUGAUACCUCUCCUGGGGAUGUCGCUAAGAAACUAGUAAAGAUUUCGCAAGAGCGUGGAUCAACCGACGACAUUGCAGUGAUUGUAAUCUUCCCUUAAAUACAAAACAUAGUGAUUCCUGAACU
Messenger RNA from Selaginella moellendorffii, 1077 nucleotides. RefSeq names its product probable protein phosphatase 2C 11. Gene Ontology annotation, biological process: protein dephosphorylation. NCBI's taxonomy places the organism in Eukaryota, Viridiplantae, Streptophyta, Lycopodiopsida, Selaginellales, Selaginellaceae. Gene Ontology annotation, molecular function: protein serine/threonine phosphatase activity; cation binding. Bases 203 to 1051 code for a protein of 282 amino acids. The transcript has 11 exons. The record is from RefSeq and is a predicted model, not a curated record.